GGCGGAGGCGCGAGCACCUGUGUCCACUUCCCAGCCACCUGCCCGACGCGCUCGGCCGCCCCCUGUCGAGGCAUGGCCACCCCACCCAAGAGGAGCUGCCCCUCUCCCGCGACCAGCUCGGAGGGAACCCGCAUCAAGAAAAUUUCCAUCGAAGGGAACAUCGCUGCAGGGAAGUCAACAUUUGUGAAUAUCCUUAAACAAGUCUGCCAGGAUUGUGAAGUGGUUCCUGAACCUAUUGCCAGAUGGUGCAAUGUUCAAAGUACUCAAGAUGAAUUUCAGGAACUGACUACAUCUCAGAAAAGUGGUGGGAAUGUUCUUCAGAUGAUGUAUGAGAAACCUGAGCGAUGGUCUUUUACCUUCCAGGCAUAUGCCUGCCUCAGUCGCAUACGAGCUCAGCUUGCCUCUCUCAACGGCAAGAUCAAAGAUGCGGAGAAACCUGUAUUAUUUUUUGAACGAUCUGUGUAUAGUGACAGGUAUAUUUUUGCAUCUAAUUUGUAUGAAUCUGAAUGUAUGAAUGAAACAGAGUGGACAAUUUAUCAGGACUGGCAUGACUGGAUGAAUAACCAAUUUGGCCAAAGCCUUGAACUGGAUGGAAUCAUUUAUCUUCGAGCUAGUCCAGAGAAAUGCUUGAGUAGAAUAUAUUUACGGGGAAGAAAUGAAGAACAAGGCAUUCCUCUUGAAUAUUUAGAGAAGCUUCACUAUAAGCAUGAAAGCUGGCUCCUGCACAGAACACUGAAAACCAACUUUGAUUAUCUACAAGAAGUGCCUGUCUUAAUAUUGGAUGUUAAUGAAGACUUUAAAGACAAACACGACAGUCUGGUUGAAAAGGUCAAAGAAUUUUUGAGCACUUUGUGAUCUUGCUGAAGACUUCAGGAAGAAAAAUGAUUCCAGACACUUCAGCUUUGUGUAUCUUUGUAGCUUUGUAUUUAUACAAGUCUCUUUAGAAAACCCAAGUGUUUAACCAUUUUUGUUCCAAGAAAAAAUGAUUUUUUAUGAGUCCUAUAUGAAAGUUUAUGACCAGCUUCUUCCCUCCCUCCCUCCUUCCCUCCUUUCCUCCCUUCCUUCCUUCUUCCUUCCUUCCUUUGUAUAAAAACCAGACAUUUAAUUAUCUCUCAUGACAAGAAGUCUGGAGGUAGAUGGUUCCAGAAUCACUAUAGUGGCUAAAGGUCCUAUAUCACAAAGGACCCACGCUUCUCUGUCUUUCCCCUGUUAUCCUCCUCAGCAGGUAGGCUUUUUUCCUGGUGCUUCUCAUCUCAUUGUUGACUAGUUUUUUAACUGGAUUUCUUAACUGGAAACUUUGUUUCAUAGAAAAUGGUAAUGUGUCUGGUGUAAAUUAGCACAAAAAGUUGAAAAGUGGAAUUUAAGGAAUCUCUAGAAAAAGAAUUGUUUUAUUUGAAGUACUUUGAUCCAUUGCCUUCCCUUCUAUCUCAAUUUAUGUGGAAGAUAAGAUCAGAUGUAAUAUUUAAUCCAUUGAUAUUUAUUAGUGUGUCUAUAAUAUAUUCAUAGAGGAGCAAGUUAGACUAUGUUCCCAGUUUGUAAUGGCAUACAUCUGUACUAUGGGUGAGACUUCAUCUUUUUGCACGGGGUUUUGGAUGAUUAAAGAGGAAAUGUUUCUUAAAAUACAACUUAUAAGCGCCCUACCUGGUUUGGCUCAGUGGAUAGAGCGGCCUGCAGACUGAAG
Molecule: messenger RNA, 1681 nt
Organism: Myotis brandtii (Brandt's bat)
Lineage: Eukaryota; Metazoa; Chordata; Mammalia; Chiroptera; Vespertilionidae
Gene: DCK
Product: deoxycytidine kinase
Exons: 7
Coding region: 73-855 (260 amino acids)
Biological process (GO): nucleobase-containing compound metabolic process
Cellular component (GO): cytoplasm; mitochondrion
Molecular function (GO): deoxycytidine kinase activity; ATP binding
Source: RefSeq, a predicted model, not a curated record